Physella acuta is the source of this 465-nucleotide messenger RNA. RefSeq lists its product as uncharacterized. The record is from RefSeq and is a predicted model, not a curated record. NCBI's taxonomy places the organism in Eukaryota, Metazoa, Mollusca, Gastropoda, Physidae.
AUGUUGCUGUUCGCCGCUCUGUUGCUUCACGCCUUCUCCGGCUUUGUUGCUUAUAAUGUCUGUGAAAUGUUUGACCCCCCUAAUUAUUACAACGAACACCGGUAUUAUCAAUCCAGCUUCUACUUACUAAACGCGGAACAAGCUGAAAAAGUAUGUUUGUCUUGUGGCUGGUACCUGGCAGAAAUAAACAACGAAGCUGAAUUCAGGUUUGUGCAGACCCUGGCCAGGAGUGCAAACACUGAAGGUCUGCUGCUAUCUGGAAAUGACGUGAACAAGGAGGGCUAUUGGGUGUUUCAGACCAGUAAGCAACCGGUCAAAUUUUUUGACUGGUAUGGUGGAGGACCGGACAACUACCAAGGUCGUGAAGAUUACCUAACCAUUCAUUCAGAUUACGGCUACCAAAUGAAUGAUGUGUUUUUUGAACCGACCAGAAAUUAUAAGUUCUUGUGUGAAGUAGAUAAGUAG